AGUGUGCUCUGCCUCCGAGGAAAAGCUGCCAAAAUUUUCUCCUGCUGCAAUUCAAGUUGGCUGGGGGCCGGUAGUGAGAUCUAGGGCUACUUCAACAAAACUUUGCUGCCCUUCCUGCUCCUCUUGUCUUCUUUUCUCCUGAUACCUUUUGAUGCUCUGCACAUGUUAUUUGCAUAGCAAAGGCACUAAGCUUUCCAGGAAGAGAGGGCACCACUUCCACCCCCAAUAAGUCUUUUUUCCCCGUCUUUUCUUUCUUUUCCUUUCCUUUUUUGGGGGGUGGGGAGGGAGAGAGGGGGUUUGCAAAGGCAGCAUCUCAGAGUGAUAGCCUAGAUGUAUUGAAGGCAUCUCUUAUUCUGCCAAAUCGGAAAGUCAGUUCUCUAAAGCCCGGGUUAGCCAGACCAUAGGGUUUUAUUCUGGCUGCAGAAUAACUGGCUGGUGUGGCUUUGCAAAGAGGGGCAAAAAAUAAAAAAAAAAAAAAAUUCAAAAAAGUUAGAGAGGAGAGGGAGUACGUGAGUCGUCCAGUGCAAUCUCUAUUGUCUGAAACUUACUUUUUAUCAGAAUUUGAAGAUGAAAACGGUUAAAAAAUGGCCAUACUUUAGUAACUAAUCAGCCUAAUGCUUUGCUUAUGAAAACUUUUACCAUCACUAUUUUUUCAUUUUGGAUUGAGAAAAUGAAUCCAGAUAUAGAAGAAAGUGCAGGAUGUUGGAUAAAAGUGGCUCUUAAACAGUGGAACAUCCAAUAACUAAUUUACAAGAAGUUUUAAAGAAAUUAAAUUGUUAUGCUUCGGUUUUGGUAUGGUAUUGACUCUUUAGCACAUAGGUAGCCCUCAAAAAAAUCAUCCAGUUUUCUAAAUUAUGGAAAUUUUGUGGAAGACGUUGACCUGGAUUUUGAGCCUCAUCAUGGCUUCAUCGGAAUUUCAUAGUGACCACAGGCUUUCAUACAGUUCUCAAGAGGAAUUCCUGACUUAUCUUGAACACUACCAGCUAACUAUUCCAAUAAGGGUUGAUCAAAAUGGAGCAUUUCUCAGCUUUACUGUGAAAAAUGAUAAACACUCAAGGAGAAGACGGAGUAUGGACCCUAUUGAUCCACAGCAGGCAGUAUCUAAGUUAUUUUUUAAACUUUCAGCCUAUGGCAAGCACUUUCAUCUAAACUUGACUCUCAACACAGAUUUUGUGUCCAAACAUUUUACAGUAGAAUAUUGGGGGAAAGAUGGACCCCAGUGGAAACAUGAUUUUUUAGACAACUGUCAUUACACAGGAUAUUUGCAAGAUCAACGUAGUACAACUAAAGUGGCUUUAAGCAACUGUAUUGGGUUGCAUGGUGUUAUUGUUACAGAAGAUGAAGAAUAUUUUAUUGAACCUUUAAAGAAUACCACAGAGGAUUCCAAGCAUUUUAGUUAUGAAAAUGGCCACCCUCAUGUUAUUUACAAAAAGUCUGCCCUUCAACAACGACAUCUGUAUGAUCACUCUCAUUGUGGGGUUUCAGAUUUCACAAGAAGUGGCAAACCUUGGUGGCUGAAUGGCACAUCCACUGUUUCUUAUUCACUACCAAUUAACAGCACACAUAUCCACCACAGACAGAAGAGAUCAGUGAGCAUUGAACGGUUUGUGGAGACAUUGGUAGUGGCAGACAAAAUGAUGGUGGGCUACCAUGGCCGCAAAGACAUUGAACAUUACAUUUUGAGUGUGAUGAAUAUUGUUGCCAAACUUUACCGUGAUUCCAGCCUAGGAAACGUUGUGAAUAUUAUAGUGGCCCGCUUAAUUGUUCUCACAGAAGAUCAGCCAAACUUGGAGAUAAACCACCAUGCAGACAAGUCCCUCGAUAGCUUCUGUAAAUGGCAGAAAUCCAUUCUCUCUCACCAAAGUGAUGGAAACACCAUUCCAGAAAAUGGGAUUGCCCACCACGAUAAUGCAGUUCUUAUUACUAGAUAUGAUAUCUGCACUUAUAAAAAUAAGCCCUGUGGAACACUGGGCUUGGCCUCUGUGGCUGGAAUGUGUGAGCCUGAAAGGAGCUGCAGCAUUAAUGAAGACAUUGGCCUGGGUUCAGCUUUUACCAUUGCACAUGAGAUUGGUCACAAUUUUGGUAUGAACCAUGAUGGAAUUGGAAAUUCUUGUGGGACGAAAGGUCACGAAGCAGCAAAACUUAUGGCAGCUCACAUUACUGCGAAUACCAAUCCUUUUUCCUGGUCUGCGUGCAGUCGAGACUACAUCACCAGCUUUCUAGAUUCAGGCCGUGGUACUUGCCUUGAUAAUGAGCCUCCCAAGCGUGACUUUCUUUAUCCAGCUGUGGCCCCAGGUCAGGUGUAUGAUGCUGAUGAGCAAUGUCGUUUCCAGUAUGGAGCAACUUCCCGCCAAUGUAAAUAUGGGGAAGUGUGUAGAGAGCUCUGGUGUCUCAGCAAAAGCAACCGCUGUGUCACCAACAGUAUUCCAGCAGCUGAGGGGACACUGUGUCAAACUGGGAAUAUUGAAAAAGGGUGGUGUUAUCAGGGAGAUUGUGUUCCUUUUGGCACUUGGCCCCAGAGCAUAGAUGGGGGCUGGGGUCCCUGGUCACUAUGGGGAGAGUGCAGCAGGACCUGCGGGGGAGGCGUCUCCUCAUCCCUAAGACACUGUGACAGUCCAGCACCUUCAGGAGGCGGAAAAUAUUGCCUUGGGGAAAGGAAACGGUAUCGCUCCUGUAACACAGAUCCAUGCCCUUUGGGUUCCCGAGAUUUUCGAGAGAAACAGUGUGCAGACUUUGACAAUAUGCCUUUCCGAGGAAAGUAUUAUAACUGGAAACCCUAUACUGGAGGUGGGGUAAAACCUUGUGCAUUAAACUGCUUGGCUGAAGGUUAUAAUUUCUACACUGAACGUGCUCCUGCAGUGAUCGAUGGGACCCAGUGCAAUGCGGAUUCACUGGAUAUCUGCAUCAAUGGAGAAUGCAAGCACGUAGGUUGUGAUAAUAUUUUGGGAUCUGAUGCUAGGGAAGAUAGAUGUCGAGUCUGUGGAGGGGACGGAAGCACAUGUGAUGCCAUUGAAGGGUUCUUCAAUGAUUCACUGCCCAGGGGAGGCUACAUGGAAGUGGUGCAGAUACCAAGAGGCUCUGUUCACAUCGAAGUCAGAGAAGUUGCCAUGUCAAAGAACUAUAUUGCUUUAAAAUCUGAAGGAGAUGAUUACUAUAUUAAUGGUGCCUGGACUAUUGACUGGCCUAGGAAAUUUGAUGUCGCUGGGACAGCUUUUCACUACAAGAGACCAACUGAUGAACCAGAAUCCUUGGAAGCUCUAGGUCCUACCUCAGAAAAUCUCAUCGUCAUGGUUCUGCUUCAAGAACAGAAUUUGGGAAUUAGGUAUAAGUUCAAUGUUCCCAUCACUCGAACUGGCAGUGGAGAUAAUGAAGUUGGCUUUACAUGGAAUCAUCAGCCUUGGUCAGAAUGCUCAGCUACUUGUGCUGGAGGUGUCCAAAGACAGGAGGUGGUCUGUAAAAGGUUGGAUGACAACUCCAUUGUCCAGAACAAUUACUGUGACCCUGACAGUAAGCCACCUGAAAAUCAAAGAGCCUGCAACACUGAGCCCUGCCCACCUGAGUGGUUCAUUGGGGACUGGUUGGAGUGCAGCAAGACUUGUGAUGGUGGGAUGCGCACAAGGGCAGUGCUCUGCAUCAGGAAGAUCGGACCUUCUGAGGAGGAGACGCUGGACUACAGUGGUUGUUUAACACACCGGCCUGUCGAAAAAGAGCCCUGCAACAACCAGUCAUGUCCACCACAGUGGGUGGCUUUGGACUGGUCUGAGUGUACUCCAAAAUGUGGUCCAGGAUUCAAGCAUCGGAUUGUUCUGUGCAAGAGCAAUGACCUUUCUAAGACAUUCCCAGCUGCACAAUGUCCAGAGGAAAGCAAACCUCCUGUCCGCAUCCGCUGCAGUUUGGGCCGCUGCCCUCCUCCUCGCUGGGUCACAGGAGACUGGGGCCAGUGUUCUGCUCAGUGUGGCCUUGGACAGCAGAUGAGAACUGUGCAGUGUCUCUCCUACACCGGACAGGCAUCUAGUGACUGUCCAGAAACUGUUCGGCCUCCAUCAAUGCAGCAGUGUGAAAGCAAAUGUGACAGUACCCCCAUUUCUAAUACUGAAGAGUGCAAAGAUGUGAAUAAAGUGGCUUAUUGCCCACUGGUGCUGAAGUUCAAGUUCUGCAGUCGAGCAUACUUCAGACAGAUGUGUUGUAAGACCUGCCAAGGACACUGACCCACAGAAAGCCAGAGAGAGUGCCUUGUCAUUUCAUCAUGGAAAUGCAUCCAUCAAAGAGAGCCACCCAGAGGAAGAGAAUUGAUGUCCUUGCAAAUGCAUUACCCUGUGGAAAACGUAACCACUGGUCAGCCCUAGCUGACAAAAUUUCAAUAUUAUUUUAACUUCUGUGAAGUGGGAUUUAUUGAUCCAAAGUGCUGGACACGGUAUUAGGAGGGAAUGCCAGAUUGGAGAGAUCCAAACAACACAGGGAGACUUGCUUACUGUGGAGCGUUUGUGUUCUUUCGAGUAAAUCCAAUAGCCUGUUUACCUCCUUGGACCAUUAAGAUAAUUUUUAUUAUGGACUUAGCAAUGACACUGAAUCCAUUUGUAUUUAAAACUGUUUAAAAUGUAGCUGUUAUGACUUGGUCAACUUUGGAAGUGAAGAAGGUUCAGAAUUCUUAAGUCAUAGCUUAAAAAUAUUUACUGUACUUUAUCUCACUACAACAGCACCACAAUUUAAAUUAUAAAACGGGCUUUGAACUAUAAUUUAAGGAGCAAUUAUAAAUCAAAAGUAAUGAAAGUUUGUAUUAUUUCUCUUCAUUCCACUUAAUUUCCUUAGGAAUAAUCCCCCCGGUUCUGAACACUGCUGUGAGCCAUGUAGAAAACGAUAUUAAACUGAACAAUAAUGAGGGCCGUAGUUUAAAGCAGUGCAUCAGUUACUGCAGCUGUGCGAGUCUAUAAACUCAGUGCUGAAAGACUGUGGCCAACUUGCCAUUGUGCAAGUAAAGCUGAGAUUUCCAUUAAAACUUUAAGAGAAAAACAUUUCAAUUUCAUGCAGAAACCAGACCUGGGGUAUGGUAGAGACCAAAGGACCAGGCUCUUUGCUGCCACCACACAGGAUGCCUUAGUUCUUAUUUGAGUCCCCCCAACUCACUUGUGUUUACAUCCUCUCCAGCCACAGCACGGCUUCUGCCCUUUGGAUUGCUGCACGUGUGUUGAGCUUACUGAGAUGAUACCAUGCAAAAGAUAGACUGGCUCGGUAACCAGGCAGACCCUUUUGCAGUUUGUUGACAAUUACGAUGAGUUCCAGAUGUCCCUUCUUUGAUAUGGUAGAAGGGCAUUUAUUUAUAUGAGAGCAAAUGUGUGUGUGUGUGCGGGCGCUUUUAAGUGUGUGGAUAGAUGAGUGUGCUUGCACAUAAUGUGCUAUUUCUGUGAGUUUUAAAGUAGGCAAGGGAUAAUAACCAAAGAAGAAAAUUUCAUGAAGACUAGACAUCAUAAAGCAUAAUUUUAAUAGUCACUCAACCAAGUAUUUUUUAUUUUUUAUGGAUACUCUGAAUGGCAAUUAAAUGUGAAGCCCAGUUUCUUGGGCAAGUCAAAUUCUGGAAUCAUAUCCACCUAAAUUAAAAUGACUAGCUCGUAUUUUCCCUAUCUUCAAGUUUCACAUCUUGCUUAUCAAAAGACUCGACAGCAAGACUUAGAAUGAAAAAGGGUACUUGUUUAUAUUAAUAUUUUUUACUUGAACACGUGUAGCUUGCAGCAGGUUCUUGAUGAAUGUGCUUUGUGUCCAAAAUGCCUCCCCAUUGUACACAGGUGUACACCAUGCAUGCACCAACACCUAAAACUCAAAACUAAAUGGCUAUUUUGUAAGGUUAAUACUUUCAGUUAAACAGCAUAUUUGACUUGAUUCCAUCAUGGUGCUCUUAAAUUACAUGUCAGUGCAUCACAUAUAUCAUGAUCUAAUGCAGAUGACUAGGCUUUUUCCAAAAGGAAGACGGACCCUCAGACACCAAAAGCCAAUCUAAACUCCCAGGUUUGCUGUGGACAAUCAGCAUGGAAUGUUUUCUGCACUUUCAGUCAUGACCAUCUGUGUCUUGUUACCUGCUUUCUCUCUCAACACCACAGUUCUCAACCCUGAGCCUUCCAGAGAGAGCUAUUGAUGAUACAAGAGGAAUCACCAGGGCCCGGAUCUAAGAUGCCCUUAGAAGACCAGCCCAAGUGCCAUCUUAGCCAUUCAGUGAAGGGCAAACAGCCCAUGGGCAGCAUGGCCCAAGCACUGAAUUCCCUUGGGCCUUUUCAAAGAACAGUUAACUUGGUGCUAAUGUGCCCUGGUGAAAUAAAUAAAAGAUGGGUGGUUUCUGUGGCAUUUUAGGCAUAGGUGUGCAAUCCAGAUCUGAUUUUCUCCAACAUAAAUAUCAGCUCAUGUUCUUAUUUGAAAAAGAUUUAUUACCGACUAAAAGCUAUUUUUUACCUCACCUGGAAACUACCAUUGUGAGGGCCAUCCCCCAGGCACUGCACAGCACCUUAGCUGAUGCUGGAAGAGGGCAGGCAGUGUCACUUCCGGGAUGUGCCCCAGCACUGAGAACAAAAUGCAGGCACCCCCCACCCCGGGGCAGCAUCAGAAUGCCUUUCUAGAGGGAGCCACACACAGAAUGUAACAGGAUGAAACAGUUUCAAGUAAACCUUGAAUUUAAACCUGAGUAGGUUAAAACAAUUCUUUCAUAGCACAUCACAAUACUGCUGCUACUCUGUAGCCACCCCCAUGGCUACAUGAUGCCCUAUUCCUAAAUAAUAACAACAGGAUUGUCAGUGGAGGCUGGGCCACCAUGGCAGACCUUCCAAAAGUAGUGAGCUACAUAGACUACUUAGGGAACCCGGGGGAAACUGGUACCCUACACCUGGGAGCAGUAUCUGCCACUGGGAUAAAGGCCUACUAAAAAAGGAAAGGUAAAUGUACCCUAAUGAUUAAACCCCGUGAGAUACAUAUGAUUUCCAAAUAGUCCAUUUCAUUAGGAACUUUUUUGUUUGAAUGAAUGUCACAUAGGUAUCCUCAGUAACACAGAACGAAAUUACCUUCGUAUUAUCGUGAUUAGUUGUUGCUUAUUAUUUUUUACUCAGUAAUAAUGUGGUACACUGUUAAUUUUUUUGCUUUUGUAAAUUAUAUUCUAAUUUAUUGCCAUGUUUCCUAACACUUGUCCUACAUUCAUUCCCCUGCUUGUAAUGAAAAUGAAAAAAAUCAUUGUAACACUUGAUGGAGUGAAAUUCCACGCCAGGCACAGAAUUUUUUUGACAUAGAUAAUUUAGUAAAAUAAAAAUUCAGCUUAUAAUAAUGA
Nomascus leucogenys (northern white-cheeked gibbon) is the source of this 7300-nucleotide messenger RNA. It is a transcript of the gene ADAMTS6, whose product is annotated as ADAM metallopeptidase with thrombospondin type 1 motif 6. Gene Ontology annotation, molecular function: metalloendopeptidase activity. Gene Ontology annotation, biological process: extracellular matrix organization; proteolysis. Lineage: Eukaryota; Metazoa; Chordata; Mammalia; Primates; Hylobatidae. The record is from RefSeq and is a predicted model, not a curated record. Gene Ontology annotation, cellular component: extracellular matrix.